Paramecium octaurelia is the source of this 511-nucleotide messenger RNA. The record is from the annotation of a GenBank genome assembly. NCBI's taxonomy places the organism in Eukaryota, Ciliophora, Oligohymenophorea, Peniculida, Parameciidae.
AUGUUUAUAAUCUUAUUCAUAAUCAAUGUUAUUGCCAUUGAUCCGGAUAUACACUUCACAAAAGAAUAAGAAAUUUCCAUAUACCCAACUAUAGGAGAAAAAUAUGAAUUUUAUUUGAGCUACCUUAAAGAACCAUAAUUUACCCGUAAACUACGCCCUUAAAUUCAAAAUGUAAAAUUAAUGAAUUAAUGCGAAGAAAUAUAUAGAGAAAAAUGGAAUUGUAAAAUAUUAAGAAUAUUCUGAUAGAAUUUAUAUCAAUGUUUUCAAAUAAUACACAUUUUUGUACUUUGGCCAAUUAAAACGAGGUAGGUUUAAAAAAUGGAAGAAUUCAUAAUUUGAGUCAGGUGGGGAAUCUAUGACAAUCGGCGCUUCAUUUAACAUCAAUUUGUCAAAGGAUUUUGCUAUUUUAGUAGAUUGCUAAUAGAACAAGUUGUUCUUUUUGAUUCAAUUAAUCGAUGCAUAAUAAAUUUUUAAUUUCAAACAGCUUAAAUAACUAAUUUGUAGAUUUUGA